AUGGUUUUCAUGGGAUCCAAAAAAUAUCCUGAAAAUUUUAAUGAAUUUAUCAGUUUCUAUGGUGGCACUACUAAUAGUGCAACAGAUUGCGAGUAUACAAGAUUUUAUUUUGAUAUCUCAGUGAAACGGUUGGAACCAGCUCUUGAUCAUUUUGUUCAAUUUUUCAUUGAUCAUCGACCCUUGAUAAAGAAAGAUGCCAUCACGCGGGAGCGAGAAGUCAUAGAAAACGAGUUUCAGUCCAGUUACUUGUCUUGUGACAAAAAUAGGAAAGAACUAGUACUGGCCCAUAUUGCUCGAAUUCGUCCUCCGCCCAAUAGGAUUCAUUGGAAAGAGUUAACAUCACACACUAAUAUAGAUGAUGACAAGCUGUACGAAGAGCUGCACAAAUUUAGAGAGCGCCAUUAUAGCGCUCACAGAAUGAUGCUAGCUAUACAGGCGAGAUUACCGCUAGAUACAUUGGAAAAAUAUGUCACAGACUCCUUUGCUGGAAUACUACGUAAUUGGCUGCCUUUCGAUUCCUUUACGACAUUUGAAAACGACAAAUUUUUUGAUACUCUCGUUUUCAAAAACAUGUACAAAGUUAGAUCCAUCAAAGACAUCAGCCAACUACAUGUAAUAUGGAUUUGGCCUUCAAUACUUAAUAAAUACAGAAGUAAACCAUUUAAAUAUAUUUCAUCGAUUAUUGAGAAUAAAGGAAGUGGAUCUUUAACUAGUUAUCUGCGUAAAAAAAUGUGGGCCCUUGAUUUAUUCUGUGGUAACUGCGAUAACGAUAAUGGUUUCGGAUACAACUCUAAGUAUGUUUUAUUCGAGAUUAUAGUAGAACUCUCCCGUGAGGGACAACAGCAUCUGAAUGACGUUCUAGAUGCAAUAUUUUCCUUUAUUAAAUUAGUAAAAAAGACUGGUCCACAAGAAUGGAUUUACAAUGAGUUUUAUAAAAUUGGAGAAAAUAAUUUUAGAUUUUUUAGUAAGCACGAUGACGUGUUUGAUUUAUGUAAGAGUAUGCAUUUCUAUCCGUCGCGUGAUUAUUUAACUGGAAAGCAUAAUUAUUUCGAGUAUAAUCCAGAAGCUAUACAAGAAUAUUUGAAUUUUUUGACGCCAGAAACGGUGAAUAUCAUGAAUUUCGGCAAUGAUUUAGCUUUAGAUACGACAUGUUUCAAAACUUAUUGCUCAAUUACCGCAUUACCAAAGGAACUGAUCGAAUACUGGAAAUCCAUUGAGCCAUUACCUGAAUUUAAUUUAUCGUUAUCCAAUGCAUUUCUUAUCGACAAUAUCUCUUUAAUACCAGUAUCAACAGAAACUUCUAAAUAUCCUGUAAAAGUACACGAUAAUCAUAUUUUGCAGAUUUGGUAUCGUCCGAAGUUUUAUUGGCCGACAUGUCAUAUAAACCUUCAUAUAGUUUGUUCUCUGAGCAUUAGAACACCAAGAGGUACUGCUCUCUUGGAUAUGUACUGCAAUGUAUUAAAAUAUCUAUUGAUCGAAGAAUUACAUCCGGCUAUAACAGCUGGGUUUGAUUAUGUUAUCGAUGUCAGUGAAGAUGCUAUAGGUAUUACAAUACAAAUGAGCGGGUUUAGUGAAAAACUGCCAACCUUGUUGAUGAUUAUUACAAAACAUAUAGUACAUCUAGCCUCUGUUUCGAAAAACUUGUUUGAAGUUAUUAAAACGCAACAAUUGAAGGCAUAUUACAACAAAUUUAUGGAAACUGAGGAAUUCAUCAAGAAUGUGAAAUUAUGGAUAUUAAAGAGCCCCUACCAUACGUACCUUCACAAGUACGAAUCUCUAUAUAAAUGUAUUUUUCUUGAAGACUUCCAAUACUUUGCAAAGUCUUUCAACAAUUUUUUCUACAUCCAAUGUCUCGUGCAAGGCAACAUAACGAAAGAUUGUACGAUCGAUAUUAUGCAAUUCUUUAUCGCACAAAUUAAUUGUCAACACUUCAAUAGUAUUACGAAUCAAUUUGUUAGAGUCGCUAUGAUACCCCAACGCAAAUCUAAUUAUUGCAAAUUGAAAAAUAUUAAUCACACAUAUGUCAACUCUGUAAUAACAAAUUAUUAUCAAAUCGGUAUUGCUACAAUUGAAUCAUCGGUGUUAAUCGAGUUGAUACUAAUGAUAAUGAAAGAACCGUUAAUGCAUCUGCUACGAACUGAAGGGCUUGAUUAUAUUUCGUGGGACUAUAGAGAUAUCAACAAAAUAUCAGGAUAUUCUAUUACUGUUUAUUCUCAGGCAAAUAAAUACACAUUCGAACACAUUAACCAUCUGAUCGAGGGCUUUCUGAUUUCGUUUAAAAUGAUAUUAAUGCAGUUCUCAGAAAGCAAAUUAUAUCAUUUCAAAGAAAAGCUGAGAAUUUUAAAACAACGUUACGAUGCAGAGAUUUUAAAAAACGAAGUUAACAGAAACUGGAGUGAGAUUACGAAGCAGCAAUACAUAUUUAACAGAUAUGAAAAGGAAGCGCUUACAAUAGAGAACAUAAAUAUGUAUAAGCUGAUAACAUUUUUUGAAAAGUACAUGUACAGAAGACGUAAUCACAAAAAAUUGAGUGUAUGUAUGGAAGGAACUCCGAAGGAAAUUGUAUUAAGUAAGUAG
Molecule: messenger RNA, 2577 nt
Organism: Atta colombica
Lineage: Eukaryota; Metazoa; Arthropoda; Insecta; Hymenoptera; Formicidae
Product: nardilysin-like
Exons: 10
Coding region: 1-2577 (858 amino acids)
Molecular function (GO): metal ion binding
Source: RefSeq, a predicted model, not a curated record